Molecule: messenger RNA, 2364 nt
Organism: Rotaria socialis
Lineage: Eukaryota; Metazoa; Rotifera; Eurotatoria; Philodinida; Philodinidae
Source: the annotation of a GenBank genome assembly
AUGAUGAAUGGCGAACAUAAUGACGGACAAGUAUCAGAUACUUAUUUGGAUAAUAUUAUAAAACAACUCGAAAUAUCCGAUGGAUCACAAGCAACAUCAUGUGUUCGUUCGGUUUUUGUUCGAAACGAUGCGGGAACAUUUUUGAGAAAACUUGAUGAACGUGUUAAAUACUAUGAUAAUGAAAUAGAAAAAUUAUGUAAUUUUCAAUAUCAAGGCUUUGUUAAAGCGUUUCAUGAAUUAUUACAAGUACGCAAAGAUACAACAAGUAUGAAGAAUGAACUUGUGAAAAACAAUCAAAUGAUGCAACAAGCUGGACAAAGUCUAGCAAAAAAAACUGAAUCUUUAAUUAAAGAAUAUCAUCGUCAGGGUAACAUUCAACAAACGAUUGAUGCAUUAGCACAAGCAUUUCCAGUGUUUGAAACCUAUCGAAAAUUACAAGACUGUAUGGAAGAGAAAAAACUUUAUCCAGCAUUGAAAUUACUUGAACAAUUAGAAACUAAACAUCUUGCUCUUGUCAAAGAACAUCGCUGGUCGGAACUUAUUCAAAAUAAUAUUGCAAAAUUCCGUAAUCAAAUUCGUAAUGAAUCACAUAAUGAAUUGAAAAAUUUUCUUGAAAAUGUUGCAACACAUGCAGAUAAAAUUGGAAAAAGCGCUUUUGCACAAGCAGCUGCUCGUCUUGAUAUAGAUCGUCGUUAUUAUACAUUGGAAGAAGAUCGUAGAAGAGAUCAACAACAGCAAGUUGAUGGAUCGGCUGAUUUAGCUUUAAUAAACAUGAAUAUAACUGAAUUAAUAGAUUUCUCUCCAAUAUAUAAAAGUCUUCAUAUAAAUUUAUUUCUCAAUUGCAAAGAAGAAUUUUCUAAACAUUAUCAACGUGAAAAACAAAAACAAGCACCUGUUAUAAUGGAUGUUCCACCUAAAAUGCAUGAAUCAUUUGAUGCAUUUAAAAAAUAUUUACAACGCGUAACAGGAUUUUUUAUUGUUGAAGAUCAUGUCAUGAAUACAACUGAAGGUUUAAUCGAUCAACGAUUUUACUAUGAAUUGAGUGAACGUGCAACACAACAAUUAUUAGCUGUACUUAGACGAGCAGUGUCAACAUCGUAUAAUCCAGAUUUAAUGUUGGAUAUGAAAAUUGUUGUUGUACUUUUCUGUGCUGCAAUCAAAGAAUCUGGCUUUCCAGUCACACCUCUAUUAGAUGUUUUAAUGGAAUUAAGAGAAAGUUAUCAACAAUUAUUACUAAAUCAAUGGAGUAUCAAAUUUAAAGAAAUUCUUCGAAAAGAUAAUUAUAUACAAAUGGUUAUUGAAGAUGAAACACAAUAUCAACUUCUUUUACGACAAUUUCCAUUGAGAAUUGAAGCAACUGAAAGAUUACCAUUUCCACGUUCAUUACCAUAUAGUGAAUCAGUACCAAAGAUAUUUUUAGAAAUCAAAGAGUUUGCAGCUGUUUGCGCAAAAUUUGCUAAAGGUCUUAAUGUUAGUAAAACUGAAAUUGAUGACAUGAUUCGAAAGCCAUCAAAUUUAUUAUUAACAAAAACUCUCAAAAGUGAUUUAGUAGAGUUAACAGCUGCUGAAUCAGAAACACAACUUAAUUUUUCACAACUUGUUCAAAUUUGUAUUAAUACAAUACAUUUAGAAAAUGCAAUGCCUUAUCUAGAAGAUUAUAUUGUUGCUCUAGUACAUGGUAGUACUAAACAACUUGGACUUCGCCUACAAGGUGCUUCGAUGCUUAAAGAUAUUCGCAGUCUAGUAGAAGAUCGUAUUCAUGAUAAGUUAAAUGAUAAAAUCGAUCAAUGCUUGGAUAUUGCUUCAUACGAUUGGAUGAUGCAAGAAUCGAUGGGUGUUGCUAGCGACUAUAUAACCACAACAAUUAAAUUUCUUGAAAAUACAUUUCGUGCAUUCACACAUUUACCAACACAAUUAUCUCAAACAACAUGUUUAUUAGCAUGCAAACAUAUAUCAACAUCAUUAAUAGACAAAAUUCUCAGUGCAGAAGUGAAAGCUAUAUCACUCGGUGCACUUGAACAAAUGAGUUUGGAUUUAAUGCAAUGUGAAGUAUUUGCAUCGAAAGUGAAUAUUGCAAAUUUGGAUAGUGAAACAUUACUGCUAUGUUUUCAAGAUUUACGUCAAUUAUUUGAUCUUAUUAUGGAUAAACAAUGGUCCGUCUAUUUUGAACGAUACGGUGAUCCUGAUUCACCAUUUGGCCGUGUUAAUCCUCAUACAGUUUUAACUGUUGUUGAAAAACUACGCGAAGGAUUAAAACGACCAUUAUUACUCAAGUUUAAUCGACCAGCUUUGGAAAAAGAAAAUAUUAAAUUAUUUGAAACAGUCUCAAAAGAUUUACGCAGUUUAAUUAUUGAUACGUCAUAA